CGCAAAUCUUUCCUCCUCUAGUCCCCUGCUCUCAUUCGUGCUCCUCCUUUUCUUCUUCAUCAGUCAUCCGGCGGGCAGUCCAUCGCCGUCGAUGGCGGAGCUCAAGCUAUCUUCCGAGACCCGGGACCUCACCCGAGUAGAGCGCAUAGGUGCUCACUCCCACAUCCGGGGCCUCGGCCUCGACUCCGCCCUCGAGCCCCGUGCCGUCUCCGAAGGCAUGGUGGGGCAAACCUCCGCCCGCAAAGCCGCCGGUGUCAUCCUUCAGAUGAUAAAGGAUGGGAAAAUCGCCGGAAGAGCAGUCCUCAUCGCCGGCCAACCGGGCACGGGGAAAACAGCCAUCGCAAUGGGGAUGGCGAAAUCCCUAGGUCUCGAGACCCCAUUCGCCAUGAUUUCCGGAAGCGAAAUCUUCUCCCUCGAGAUGUCCAAGACCGAGGCCCUGAUGCAAGCCCUACGGAAAGCGAUUGGGGUGAGAAUCAAGGAGGAGACGGAGAUAAUAGAGGGCGAAGUGGUUGAAGUUCAAAUUGAUAGGCCUGCGGUGGCCGGUGCGGCGUCCAAGACUGGGAAGUUGACGUUGAAGACGACGGAGAUGGAGACUGUGUAUGACCUGGGGGCCAAGAUGAUUGAGGCUCUAGGGAAGGAGAAAGUGCAGAGUGGAGAUGUUAUCGCCAUUGAUAAAGCGUCCGGGAAAAUCACCAAGCUUGGGAGAUCCUUCGCGAGGUCGAGAGACUAUGAUGCUAUGGGGCCGCAGGUGAAGUUUGUUCAGUGCCCCGAUGGUGAGCUUCAGAAGAGGAAGGAGGUUGUGCAUUGUGUUACCCUCCAUGAGAUUGAUGUCAUCAACAGCAGAACACAGGGAUUUCUAGCUCUAUUCACCGGUGACACUGGCGAAAUUCGUGCUGAGGUCAGGGAGCAAAUCGACACUAAGGUAGCAGAAUGGAGGGAAGAAGGGAAAGCAGAGAUUGUGCCCGGUGUCCUGUUCAUUGAUGAAGUCCACAUGCUCGAUAUCGAGUGCUUCUCUUUCUUAAACCGUGCUCUCGAGAAUGAGAUGUCUCCCAUACUAGUUGUGGCCACCAACAGAGGGAUCACCACAAUUAGAGGCACAAAUUACAAAUCUCCGCAUGGAAUUCCAAUAGACCUGCUCGACCGCCUUCUUAUUAUCACCACCCAACCUUACUCGAAAGAUGAAAUCCGCAAGAUAUUGGAUAUUAGGUGCCAAGAAGAAGAGGUGGAUAUGUCUGAGGAAGCAAAGGCACUGCUCACCCAUAUAGGUGGAGAAACAUCAUUAAGAUAUGCCAUCCAUCUCAUUACUGCAGCUGCAUUAGCAUGCCUGAAGCGGAAAGGAAGGCUUGUGGAGAGUGAAGACAUUACCAGAGUUUACAAUCUGUUCCUGGACGUGAAGAGAUCAGCACAGUACUUGAUGGAGUAUCAGAAUGAGUACAUGUCCAGUGAAGCCCCGGUAGCAGGCGAGGAAGAUGAUGCCAGUGCAAUGGUUCCUUGAAAUCUGAAACAUUCUGCUUUUGCAGCUGGUCUAUCCGGUGACAUGAGGAGUAAACAUUGUGAAUGAAUUGUUAACAGGGAUUCUGUAGGCCCACUGAAAUCGGCAUCUUUUUCUGCGUAGAAGCGUGCAGCAUGUAUUUGUAUUUACAGUCCUGCAAUUUUGCAGUGAGAUGCAUAUGAUCCUCCCUCACCCUUUAGUUCAUCAGGGAAUUGGUUUCUGCUCCAUUAUGUUGAAUAUUAGGGAGUUGGUUGUCUUAAACGACCAUUUCAUCGUUAAUCUGUAGCAGGAAGUGACCCUAAAGCUGAUGGCUGGUUCAUUGUUGUUGGGGUGGUAGGAUGUAGUGACCUCCGGGAAGAAUUUUAUGGCAAUCCUACUCCUCUAUUUGGGUACUUGAAGUGCAAGCAAAUAUCAGAGAAAAACUUAAA
Messenger RNA from Linum tenue, 1920 nucleotides. NCBI's taxonomy places the organism in Eukaryota, Viridiplantae, Streptophyta, Magnoliopsida, Malpighiales, Linaceae. The record is from the annotation of a GenBank genome assembly.